This is a messenger RNA of Eptesicus fuscus (big brown bat), 816 nucleotides long. RefSeq names its product aquaporin 2 (gene AQP2). The transcript is spliced from 4 exons. The coding region runs from base 1 to 816 and encodes 271 amino acids. Gene Ontology annotation, biological process: transmembrane transport. Gene Ontology annotation, molecular function: water channel activity. The record is from RefSeq and is a predicted model, not a curated record. Lineage: Eukaryota; Metazoa; Chordata; Mammalia; Chiroptera; Vespertilionidae. Gene Ontology annotation, cellular component: apical plasma membrane; plasma membrane.
AUGUGGGAACUCCGGUCCAUAGCCUUCUCCAGGGCCGUGUUUGCAGAGUUCCUGGCCACUCUCCUCUUCGUCUUCUUCGGCCUGGGAUCGGCCCUCAACUGGCCGCAGGCCCUGCCCUCGGGGCUGCAGAUCGCCAUGGCCUUCGGCCUGGCUAUCGGCACCCUGGUGCAGGCGCUGGGCCACGUCAGCGGGGCCCACAUCAACCCUGCCGUGACUGUGGCCUGCCUGGUGGGCUGCCACGUCUCCUUCCUCCGGGCGGUCUUCUACGUGGCUGCCCAGCUGCUGGGGGCCGUGGCAGGAGCCGCUCUGCUGCACGAGAUCACACCAGAAGACAUCCGAGGGGACCUGGCCAUCAAUGCGCUCAGCAACAACACGACAGGUGGCCAGGCCGUCACCGUGGAGCUCUUCCUGACGCUGCAGCUGGUGCUCUGCAUCUUCGCCUCCACCGAUGAGCGUCGUGGAGACAACCUGGGCACCCCUGCCCUGUCCAUCGGCUUCUCCGUGGCCCUGGGCCACCUCCUUGGGAUCCACUACACGGGCUGCUCCAUGAAUCCUGCCCGCUCCCUGGCUCCGGCUGUUGUCACCGGCAAAUUUGAUGACCACUGGGUCUUCUGGAUCGGACCCCUGGUCGGCGCCAUCCUGGGCUCCCUCCUCUACAACUACGUGCUGUUCCCGUCCUCCAAGAGCCUGUCGGAGCGCCUGGCCGUGCUGAAGGGGCUGGAGCCCGACACCGACUGGGAGGAGCGCGAGGUGCGGCGGCGGCAGUCGGUGGAGCUGCACUCGCCGCAGAGCCUCCCGCGCGGCAGCAAGGCCUAG